Molecule: messenger RNA, 2700 nt
Organism: Plasmodium vinckei vinckei
Lineage: Eukaryota; Apicomplexa; Aconoidasida; Haemosporida; Plasmodiidae
Product: conserved Plasmodium protein, unknown function
Exons: 1
Coding region: 1-2700 (899 amino acids)
Biological process (GO): mitochondrial DNA replication; error-prone translesion synthesis; response to UV
Cellular component (GO): mitochondrial matrix; nucleus
Molecular function (GO): chromatin binding; DNA-directed DNA polymerase activity
Source: RefSeq, a predicted model, not a curated record
AUGGUAAUCGAUGCAGAAAGUUUUUAUGGAAAAAGAAAAAACAACAACCAAAUUUCACUAUAUUUAAAUGUUGAAAAAUAUGCUAUAUUAAAAAAAAUAAAAAAAUUUAAUGACAACGAUACAUCCAAUCCUAUAAAAAAAAAAAUUUUUUACAAACAACAUGAUGCAUUAAACUAUUAUGAAAAGGUUACAGAAAAUGAGGACAAUGAACAUGAUGACAUAGUAAGCCAACUUCCUGAUCAUACAAAUAGCAAUCUAUCUAUUUAUAAAAAAAAAAAUAUUAUUCUAUAUACUGAAGAACUUGAAAAUGCAAAAAGAUGUUUUAUAAUAGACAAUUUUUAUGAGUUUCUAAAAUUUUACAGUUUUUAUACAUUAUCAUUAAGGGAAAUUUACUAUACAGAUAUAAAUAACCAAAUUGAUAAUUCCUCUACAAGUACCAAUGUUGAGGAUGAAGAAGAUAAAGAUAUGAAUUUAUAUGAAUUAAUAAUAAGUAAUGAAAAGAGAUGGCUUUAUUUUGAUAUAGAAUAUGAUAAUAUUGGAGAAUAUAAAAAUAAAGAUAUUGUAUUGUUUAUUUUUUUAAUUGAAUUAUGUUUAUUUAUUUACAAUUAUUUUAAUAUAAAAAUAUGUUUAAAUGACAUUUUAAUAUUAGAUAGUUCAACAAAUGAUAAAAUUUCAUUUCAUAUAAUUGUAAAAAAUAUUCAUGUUUUAAAUUGGGAUUAUAAUGAAUAUCUGAUUAAUUACGCUCGUUUUUUUUUAAAUAAAAUUAAUGAAAACCCAGAUAGCUUUUAUGAAGACUUUAAGAAUGAACAAUAUAAAAAAAAGGAAAAACAAACAAAUGAUGAUACAACUAAAAAUGUUUAUCUUCUUUUUGACAAUGAAAAUUCAAUGAAAUAUUUUGUUGACUUAUUCAUAAAUUAUAUACAUCAAACUAUAGCAGAAUGUGGACAUAUAUACAGCAUUAAUUUGCUAACACUUUUUAUAAGCAAAAAUAAAUAUACAAUCGAUGAUCCGGGAAAAGUAAAAUCACCUAAUUUUGACGGUAGAAUUGAAGAUAUUAAUUCUAUUGAUGAUUUUAGCGAAAUAAGUGAUGUGAUAUUUGCUAUCCAACAUGGUAAAUCCUUAACAAAAAAUAAUACACAAGUUGAAAAUUCGGAAGAAGAAAAAAUAAAUAAUGAACAUAAUCAGGUAAAAAAAGAAUUACAUCAAUAUUUUUCAUUAUAUAGUGAUAGUAUAGAAGAUGUAGUAAACUAUUAUAUAAAUGAUCUAAGUGAUAAUAUGUGUAAUAAUCAAAAAAAAAAAUAUAUUAUUUUAUUAUAUGCACAAAAAAAAAAUGAAAAUAUAGAAAACUCUAAAAAGGAAAAAAAUGAUAUAUAUAAUGAUGAGACAAGUAAUGGUGAAAAUUCUGAUGUACAUAAUCAAAAUGAAAAUAUUAUUAACAAUUGUGAUGAUCUAAAUAUGCCACUUGAAACUGAAAAAAAUAAUUGGUUUGCACAUCUAGAUAAUCAUGAGAAUGAAUUAAAUUUUAAUCAUAUAGAUGAAACUGAUGAAGGAAAUAAUAUUUUAUUAAAAUGUAUAAUUGAUAAUUCAGUAUAUAGUAAAAAUCGUAAUUUUAGAAUGAUAUUUUCGAGCAAAAAAAAUAAAAAAAAUAAAUUAUUUUUAAGUAAAUUUAAUGUGAAGCCUUACGAAAAAAAGGACAUAAAUAAAUUGAUACUAAAAUCACUAGUAACAUUUUAUAAACAAAAUGAUAUAUAUAAUAAAAUAAGUGAAAAAAAUAUAUUUAAAUAUGAACAUACAGAAAAAGAAUAUGGAAAUAAUAUAUACAAACUAAAUGAUAUUGCACAAAAAAAUUUACAUCUCUUAAUAGACAAGAACUUACAUAUGAAUGACUCAAUUGGAAUUCAAAUAAAAAAUACAAAUUUGACAAAACGAAAACAACUAAAAAAUCCGAAUGCUCAUAAAAUUAUUAACCUAAAUAGUGUAAAGGAUAAUAACCAUGUUAAUAAUAUUUUAAAAAUUAUAUUUUUUUGGAAUUUUAAUUUGUAUAAAAACUUUAAAAAAAAUAAAAUAUACACAACGAAAUUUAGAUCCGAAAUAACCAAAGACUAUUUUUAUAAAAUUGUUCAUAUAUAUAAUAACAUCGACUAUGAUUCAUUUAAAUUGGAACCCGAAGUUCCAGAUCCAACAAUCAACCAACCUGAUAAAAACGAUGGAAAUAAUAAUACCCUCAUAGAUAGACAUGGGGUUAAUGACAAUUAUGAAUAUACCUAUGAAACCCAGACAGCAAAAAAUGCUUAUAUUCACAAUGUAGAUAAAAUAAAAGAAUAUGAUGAAAAGACAACCAAAAAUAAUUUAAGCCAAAAAAUAAAUCAACAAAAUAUUAAUAUAAACAAAUUUAAUGAUUUAUUUUUUUUAAAAAAUGAAAAUUUUUUUACAUAUUUAUUAGAUCAAUAUACAAAUUCUUUAAAUAAACAAAAUAGUGAUAAUGUAUAUUUAUUAAUCCAAUAUUUUAUAAGUUCAAUCUCAUAUAAUGAUGAAGAAUAUAUACUAAAUUUUAAGGAUAAUAAAUAUUGUAAAAAUAUUGAUAGAUCUCAUAAAUCUAAUCAUAUUUACAUAAUUUAUAAUUAUAAUAAAAAUAUAUUUGUUCAAAAAUGUUACGACAGCGAAUGCUCGCAUUUCGUUUCGGAUAUAUAUCACUUUUAA